Carassius auratus (goldfish) is the source of this 3581-nucleotide messenger RNA. RefSeq names its product zinc finger protein 271-like. Gene Ontology annotation, cellular component: nucleus. Gene Ontology annotation, biological process: regulation of transcription by RNA polymerase II. The coding region runs from base 251 to 3406 and encodes 1051 amino acids. Gene Ontology annotation, molecular function: RNA polymerase II cis-regulatory region sequence-specific DNA binding; DNA-binding transcription factor activity, RNA polymerase II-specific. NCBI's taxonomy places the organism in Eukaryota, Metazoa, Chordata, Actinopteri, Cypriniformes, Cyprinidae. The record is from RefSeq and is a predicted model, not a curated record. The transcript is spliced from 5 exons.
CGAGGAAACCGAAAUAAAACACGAGGAAACAGAAAUAAAACAUGAGGAACAAGGAGAGUUCAUCAAAGAAAAAGAGGACAAUGAAGAAUCAAGUGAAGUUGAGGAGAAAAAUAAUGUCAAAACUGGUGGGAAAACUUUGACUUGCUCUCAAACCAAACAGAAAGAUUUAAAGAAAAAAAGAGUUAAGGUAUCUUUCACCUGCACUCAGUGUGGAAAGAGUUUCACAUGUAAAUCAAAUCUUAAGCAUCACAUGAAAGUUCAUACUGGAGCGAAACCAUUCACUUGCAAUCAGUGCGGGAAGAUUUUCACACAAUCAUCAAAUCUUAAGGAUCACAUGAACAUCCACACUGGAGAGAAACCUUACAAGUGUUCACACUGUGACAAGAGAUUCAGUCAGUCAGUCAAUCUGAAAACACAUGAGAGGAUCCACACUGGAGAGAAACCUUACAAGUGUUCACACUGUGACAAGAGAUUCAGUCAGUCAGUCAAUCUGAAAACACAUGAGAGGAUCCACACUGGAGAGAAACCUUACAAGUGUUCACACUGUGACAAGAGAUUCAGUCAUUCAGCAGAUCUGAAAAAACACGAGAGGAUCCACACUGGAGAGAAACCUUACAAGUGUUCACACUGUGACAAGAGAUUCAGUCAUACAGUCAGUCUGAAAACACAUGAGAGGAUCCACACUGGAGAGAAACCUUACAAGUGUUCACACUGUGACAAGAGAUUCAGUCAGUCAGCAGCUCUGAAAAAACAUGAGAGGAUCCACACUGGAGAGAAACCUUACAAGUGUUCACACUGUGACAAGAGAUUCGGUGUGUCAUCAAGUCUGAAAACACAUGAGAGGAUCCACACUGGAGAGAAACUUUACAAGUGUUCACACUGUGACAAGAGAUUCGGUGUGUCAUCAAGUCUGAAAACACACGAGAAGAUCCACACUGGAGAGAAACCUUACAAGUGUUCAAACUGUGACAAGAGAUUUGGUGCGUCAACAGAGCUGAAAACACACCAGAGGAUCCACACUGGAGAGAAACCUUACAAGUGUUCACACUGUGACAAGAGAUUCGGUGUGUCAUCAAGUCUGAAAAAACAUGAGAGGAUCCACACUGGAGAGAAAACUUACAAGUGUUCACACUGUGACAAGAGAUUCUAUAAUUUAUCAAGUCUGAAAAAACAUGAGAGGAUUCACACUGGAGAGAAACCUUACAAGUGUUCACACUGUGACAAGAGAUUCAGUCAGUCAGUAAGUCUGAAAACACAUGAGACGAUUCACACUGGAGAGAAACCUUAUAAGUGUUCACACUGUGGCAAGAGAUUCAGUCAAAGAGGAUAUCUUAAAAAACAUGAGAGGAUUCAUACUGGAGAGAAACCUUAUAAGUGUUCACACUGUGACAAGAGAUUCGGUGCGUCAUCAAGUCUGAAAACACAUGAGAGGAUCCACACUGGAGAGAAACCUUACAAAUGUUCACACUGUGACAAGAGAUUCAGUGAUUUAUCAAGUCUGAAAACACAUGAGAGAUUUCACACUGGAGAGAAACAUUAUAAGUGUUCACACUGUGACAAGAGAUUCAGUGUGUUAUCAAGUCUGAAAAGACAUGAGAGGAUCCACACUGGAGAGAAACCUUACAAGUGUUCACACUGUGACAAGAGAUUCAGUAAUUUAUCACAUCUGAAAACACAUGAGAGAUUUCACACUGGAGAGAAACAUUAUAAGUGUUCACACUGUGACAAGAGAUUCAGUGUGUUAUCAAGUCUGAAAAGACAUGAGAGGAUCCACACUGGAGAGAAAACUUACAAGUGUUCACACUGUGACAAGAGAUUUAGUGUGUCAUCAAAUCUGAAAACACAUGAGAGGAUCCACACUGGAGAGAAACCUUACAAGUGUUCACACUGUGACAAGAGAUUCGGUGAUUCAUCAAGUCUGAAAACACAUGAGAGGAUCCACACUGGAGAGAAACCUUACAAGUGUUCCAAUUGUGGAAAGAGUUUCACAUGUAAAUCAAAUCUUAAGCAUCACAUGAAAUUUCAUACUGGAGAGAAACCAUUCACUUGCAAUCAGUGCGGGAAGAUUUUCACACAAUCAUCAAACCUUAAGGAUCACAUGAACAUCCACACUGGAGAGAAACCUUACAAGUGUUCACACUGUGACAAGAGAUUCAGUAAUUUAUCAAGUCUGAAAACACAUGAGAGGAUCCACACUGGAGAGAAACCUUACAAGUGUUCACACUGUGACAAGAGAUUCAGUCAGUCAGUCAAUCUGAAAACACAUGAGAGGAUCCACACUGGAGAGAAACCUUACAAGUGUUCACACUGUGACAAGAGAUUCGGUGUGUUAUCAAGUCUGAAAACACAUGAGAGAAUCCACACUGGAGAGAAACCUUACAAGUGUUCACACUGUGACAAGAGAUUCAAUCAAUCAUCGAGUAUGAAAACACAUGAGAGGAGUCACACUGGAGAGAAACCAUACAAGUGUUCACACUGUGGAAAGAGUUUCACAUGUAAAUCAAAUCUUAAGCAUCACAAGAGAGUUCAUACUGGAGAGAAACCAUUCACUUGCAAUCAGUGCGGGAAGAUUUUCACACAAUCAUCACACUUUAAGGAUCACAUGAACAUCCACACUGGAGAGAAACCUUACAAGUGUUCACACUGUGACAAGGGAUUCAGUCAUACAGUCAAUCUGAAAACACAUGAGAGGAUCCACACUGGAGAGAAACCUUACAAGUGUUCACACUGUGACAAGAAAUGCAUUGAUUCAUCAACUCUGAAAACACAUGAGAGGAUUCACACUGGAGAGAAACCUUACAAGUGUUCACACUGUGACAAGAGAUUCAAUCAAUCAUCAAGUCUGAAAAAACAUGAGAGGAUCCACACUGGAGAGAAACCUUACAUGUGUUCACACUGUGACAGGAGAUUCAGUCAGUUACCAGGUCUGAAAAAUCAUGAGAGGAUCCACACUGGAGAGAAACCUUAUAAGUGUUCACACUGUGACAUGAGAUUCGGUGUGUCAUCCAAUCUGAAAACACAUGAGAGGAUCCACACUGCAGAGAAACCUUAUAAGUGUUCACACUGUGACAAAAGAUUCAAUCAGUCAGUAGGUCUGAAAACACAUGAGAGGAUCCACACUGGAGAGAAACCUUACAAGUGUUCACACUGUGACAAGAGAUUCCAUUAUUCAUCAUAUCUGAAAACACAUGAGAGGAAUCACACUGGAGAGAAACCUUACAAGUGUUUAAUCUGUGACAGGAAAUUCAGGGAUUCAUCAAAUCUGAAAAGACAUGAGAGGAUUCACACUGGAGAGAAAGCACAUCACCGCAAUGUACGUGGGAAGCGUACCAUUAAGUCAUCUGUUAUACACAGUCAAACAAAAACCAACCACAGUAAGGCCCCGUACACUCGGAGACGCAUUUAGCUGUAUAUGUUGUAUGGUGUAUGCGUUUCGUCCAGACAGAUCCGGCAUUCGGGAAAGUGAAAACCCUACUUUUUUUAAAAAACCAGGUCCAAGAGUGGAUAAAUCUGAAAAUGACACCUUUGUGUUUUUUUGUACUGCCAAUCCAUAUGUUUUGUAAAACAAUUAUGUCAUCACC